AUGGGUAAUAAUAAUACAUCAAAUUGUCUUUCAACUGAUCUUGUUGAUGCAUCAAUACCUACAAAUGAUGAUAUAUUUAAAGUUGAUAAUAUUAAUUCAUAUGGUCGUAAACAUGCAACAGCUAAAAUUGAAGUAUCAAAUGAUAGUUUAUGUAUAAGACAAAAACAUCGACAAUCUUUACAUAUUCCAUUAGAAACAAUAAAACGUUUUGGUUUAGAUGGUUCAAUAUUUAUUCUGGAAUGUGGUCGUCGUGCACCACUUGGUCAAGCACGUUAUGCAUUUCGUUGUAAACAAGCACGUCGUCUUGUUGACUGUUUAGAUCAACGUAUAACCAUUAGAUCAAAACAAUUAUUAGAACAACAACGACGAGAAACAAUUAUAUCGUCUUCAUCUACAUUGACAAAUGUUUCAUCAACAUUACAUCAUCAUCGACGACGACGAACACAAUCAGAUCAAGGUGUAAAUCGUCGAAUGCCAUCAUCUAUUCUUUUUUCGUCAUCGUCAUCAUCGUCGUCAUCUUCAUCAUCAUCUGCAUCUAUUUCAUUGACUUCAAGAGCAACAUUUUCAUAUCGAAAUUCUCAUCCACAUCUAUCAGAAAAUUAUAUACCUUUUGAUACACUUCCUUGUCAGAAAGAAAAUAAUAAUAAUGAAGAUAAUGGACAAUUUAUUGCAAAACUUAAACAACCUGUUCAAAAACGAUGCGAUCCAAAACUUAAUUAUGUUGAAUUUAAAGCUGAAUCAACAAAAAUUUCGACCGAUGAUGAAGAUAUUUCAGCAGACUUGCAAGUACCGAUCAGUUUAGAAGAACCAGAUAUUGAAUCAGUGAAACAAUUUCCUAUUCAACAAUCAUCUAGACGAUCUAUUAUAUCACUUUCUAAUUCUCAUCAACAACAUAAAUCAAAUAGAACUAGUAUCAUCAAUCCAACAAAUUCAUGUUCAGAAUCAUCAUCAGCACCUUAUGUUUAUAUUGAUCAUGAGAAAACAACAACAUUGAAAGAAAUAGCUAAUGAACGAUUACAACAUCAACAACAAGCGCGUCGUACUGAAAUCUAA
Adineta steineri is the source of this 1053-nucleotide messenger RNA. NCBI's taxonomy places the organism in Eukaryota, Metazoa, Rotifera, Eurotatoria, Adinetida, Adinetidae. The record is from the annotation of a GenBank genome assembly.